AUGCACGGAGAGGUUCUUCACCUCCACCUUGGCCAGGCUGGUACUCAGCUGGGUAACAGUGCUUGGGAGCUCUACCUCCUCGAGCACGGCCUUGGUCAAGAUGGUCGUCCUGACCCCAACCUCAAGGAUGUCCCCUCCGAAGGCUCCUACGAGACCUUCUUCACUGAGACCAGCAAUGGCAAAUAUGUGCCCCGAUCCCUCUUCGUCGACCUCGACCCCUCCCCCAUUGACGAGAUCCGCACUGGUGGCUAUCGCUCUCUCUUCCACCCGGAGCUUCUGAUCAGCGGCAAGGAGGAUGCUGCCAACAACUACGCCCGUGGGCACUACACCAUUGGAAAGGAGAUGGUCGACAAUGUCAUUGACCGCAUUCGACGUGUUGCUGACAACUGCAGCUCUCUGCAAGGUUUCUUGGUCUUCCACUCCUUUGGUGGUGGCACUGGCUCCGGUUUUGGCGCCCUCCUCCUCGAGCGCCUGUCCACCGAGUACGGCAAGAAGUGCAAGCUGGAGUUCGCGGUCUACCCUGCCCCUCGCGUGUCCACCGCUGUCGUUGAGCCUUACAACGCCGUGCUCUCAACCCACAGCACGAUCGAGAACUCCGACUGCACCUUCCUCGUCGACAAUGAGGCCGUCUACGACAUCUGCCGUCGCAACUUGGACAUAUCUCGCCCAAGCUACGAGCAUCUCAACCGCCUGAUUGCCCAGGUCGUCAGCUCCAUCACUUCCUCUCUCCGCUUCGAUGGUGCGCUCAACGUCGAUUUGAACGAGUUCCAGACCAACUUGGUCCCGUACCCUCGUAUUCACUAUCCCCUGAUCAGCUACGCUCCGGUCAUUUCUGCCCAAAAGAGCUCCCACGAGAGCUUCAAGACUUCCGACCUUACUUUCCAAUGCUUCGAGCCCAACAACCAGAUGGUUGUCUGCGACCCCCGAAAUGGCAAGUACAUGGCCGUUGCGCUGCUCUACCGCGGAGACGUGGUCCCCCGCGACUGCAACGCUGCCGUCGCGGCCCUCAAGGCCAAGUCCUCGUUCAACCUUGUCGAGUGGUGCCCCACUGGCUUCAAGAUCGGCAUCAACUACCAGAAGCCCGUUACGGUCCCGGCUACCGAUGGUGGUCUGGCUACCGUCGACCGGUCCGUGUCUAUGCUGUCCAACACCACUGCAAUUGCGGAGGCUUGGUCUCGCCUGGACCACAAGUUCGAUCUCAUGUACAGCAAGCGCGCCUUCGUCCACUGGUACGUCGGCGAGGGUAUGGAGGAAGGCGAGUUCAGCGAGGCCCGCGAGGAUCUUGCUGCUCUCGAGAAGGAUUACGAAGAGGUCGCUGCCGACUCAUUCGAGCCUGAGGAGGAUGUUGAGUACUAG
This is a messenger RNA of Diaporthe amygdali, 1356 nucleotides long. Its product is annotated as tubulin alpha chain. The transcript is spliced from 5 exons. Bases 1 to 1356 code for a protein of 451 amino acids. NCBI's taxonomy places the organism in Eukaryota, Fungi, Ascomycota, Sordariomycetes, Diaporthales, Diaporthaceae. Gene Ontology annotation, molecular function: GTP binding; structural constituent of cytoskeleton. Gene Ontology annotation, biological process: mitotic cell cycle; microtubule cytoskeleton organization. The record is from RefSeq and is a predicted model, not a curated record. Gene Ontology annotation, cellular component: microtubule; cytoplasm.